Messenger RNA from Alexandromys fortis (reed vole), 352 nucleotides. Its product is annotated as sorting nexin-29-like. The record is from RefSeq and is a predicted model, not a curated record. Lineage: Eukaryota; Metazoa; Chordata; Mammalia; Rodentia; Cricetidae. The annotation marks the transcript as partial. The transcript is spliced from 2 exons.
CACGUUCUAUGAAGACUGGUCUUUUGUGAUGGAUGAAGAAAGGUCCAGCAUGCUCCCUACCAUGGCAGCUGGUCUGAACUCCAUACUCUUUGCAAUUAACAUUGACAACAAGGAUUUGAAUGGGCAGAGCAAAUUUGCUCCCACUGUCUCUGACCUCUUAAAGGAGUCAACACAGAAUGUGACGUCUUUGCUGAAGGAGUCCACGCAGGGCAUGAGCAGCCUUCUCAGGGAGAUCACAGCAUCGUCUGCUGUCUCUAUUCUCAUCAAGCCGGAGCAGGAGACUGACCCUCUGCCUGUCAUCUCCAAGAACGUCAAUGUUGGUGAGCCAGAAGGGGUCCGCGAGGUGGCGUAG